This is a messenger RNA of Suillus discolor, 1230 nucleotides long. RefSeq names its product nucleotide-diphospho-sugar transferase. Gene Ontology annotation, molecular function: glycosyltransferase activity; structural constituent of ribosome. The record is from RefSeq and is a predicted model, not a curated record. The transcript has 6 exons. Gene Ontology annotation, cellular component: cytosolic large ribosomal subunit; ribosome. Gene Ontology annotation, biological process: ribosomal large subunit assembly; translation. Bases 1 to 1230 code for a protein of 409 amino acids. NCBI's taxonomy places the organism in Eukaryota, Fungi, Basidiomycota, Agaricomycetes, Boletales, Suillaceae.
AUGGCGCCUUGCGUGCAAGGACGCAUAAUCAUUUUCGAUAACUAUAAUUUGAAAAUCCUGCCAGUGGAGCGGGCUUUAUACCUGGAUGCAGACAUGCUGGUGCGUAGGAGCCUGGAAGAGUUGUGGAACACCGAUUUGGAGGGCUCCUCGAUUGGUGCAGCGAUGGAUGUCGGAUUCCCAAUGGGCCAUGAUGGCGUCUCACGAAGGUGGUACUUCAACGCAGGCAUGGUCCUGAUUGACAAGACAAAGGCAAGAACGCAUCUGUCUGAGCUUGCGGCUCGGGUGCGCGGGAUGAAAGACGCUCGCUAUCGCGACCAAGACGUGCUGAAUGUGCACUUUGCUGGCGAUUGGGCCGAAGUGAACCUGAGCUGGAAUGCACAGGGACUCGGAACCUAUGCAGAGAUUAGCUUAGCUGAUAGAGAUAUCCUAGCAUUGGGAGACAUGAAGGAUCCUGGAGUCAUGCAUUUCACAGGACCAGUUCAUCCCACCAAGCCUUGGGGUUAUGCUGGCACACUAGGACACCCGUUCAAAGACGAAUGGUGGGGCGCAUUGAACGAGACGGUAUGGGCAGGGUGGCAGGGAUCGACACAAUACCAUGAGAUGUGUGAGGGAGAGAAACAGAAAGCGAUUCAAGAUUCAAUCAAGAAGUUCGAGACUCGAUCGGUCGCAGUUAUGACAAAAGAUGAUCUAGAGGUCUUAGCAGUGGUUCGGAAUUUCUUGUCCAAUUCCUUCACUUGGAGCGAGCACAACACUAUUGAGACGGCAAUGCGACGGUCCGCCGAGGUCUCCGGCGCUCGCCGAGUCAAGUUUGUCAUCUCUUGGUUAUCCGAUUUCCCACUGUCAGAAUUUUCGACCUCGGCCGGAAGCGUGCCUCCGGAUGGGUUUCCUUUCUCUCGUCUCGUCUCCGAUGAGUAUGAGAAACUGAGUUCCGAGGCGCCUGAAGCAGCUCGCAUCUGCGCCAACAAGUCCGUGACCAAGACAUCGGGCAAGGACUCAUUCUACAUGCGUAUCCGAGUCUACCCAUUUCACAUCAUUUUCAUCAACAAGGCUUCAUGCUGGUAUGCGCGGUGCUGGGGGAAGCUUUACGACACUGUCGCGCGGGUAAACAUCGGGCAGAUCAUCCUCCCUAUCUGUUACAAGGAACUGAAUGCUGCGGUCACACAGGAAGCUCUCCGCCGUGUAUGGUACAAGUUCCCAGGCCAGCGAAAGAUUAUUGUGUCGAAGAAGUGA